Messenger RNA from Hemicordylus capensis (graceful crag lizard), 5352 nucleotides. It is a transcript of the gene TTC16, whose product is annotated as tetratricopeptide repeat domain 16. Gene Ontology annotation, molecular function: protein binding. The transcript is spliced from 12 exons. Lineage: Eukaryota; Metazoa; Chordata; Lepidosauria; Squamata; Cordylidae. Bases 2150 to 3643 code for a protein of 497 amino acids. The record is from RefSeq and is a predicted model, not a curated record.
CGCGACAGCCCUCGCGCGCCGGCGCGUUAGGUAGCUGGGCUCGCUUGGCGCCAUGUUUGUUGUGGGCAGAAGCAGGGUUUCCCUGCCCAUUCUAAUUCUGGGCUGCAGCCUGUUUAUAGCUGUCGCUGGAGAGAAUGGCAGCCUUUUCUAGAGUCGAAUACGACGGAGAUUUAUAUACCGUUUUUCAACAAAAAGUUUCCAAACCUAUUUAUAUUUAGAUACAUAUAAAUAAAGGUGGCUCACAAAAGGGCUCACAAUCUAAAAAAAGAAAAAUAAGACCCUGGAGGGAUGCUGUGCUGGGGACGGAUAGGGCCAGUUGCUCUCCCCCAGCUCAUUAAAGAGAAUCACCACUUUUAAAAGGUGCCUCUUUGCUCAUUUAACAGGAGAGAUCAAGGCUAUGAAGAAUCUGAGGACACUGAUUUAGAACACACAUGCAUCCAAUAUACAGUGUGGUGGUUGUUGUUGUUGUUACAUUUCUAUCCCACUCUUUCUCCAAAGAGCCCAGAGCAGUGUACUACAUACUUGAGUUUCUCUUUCACAACAAUGUGGAAUGAGGGGAAAAUGCCUUUUCUGAAAGCUGCUUUGUAAUUACUUUGUUCUCAUGGAAUGGGAAAGUGUCUUUGCAAAAAGAGUGAGACAGAACUCAGGUUUGCACUGGUCAAGAAAUGGUUAAUAGAGUUUGCAAGUGUGGAAUGGAAAAUUCCUUGCUGAGUUACUUAUCUGCCAAGGACAGACAGGGUGGGGGAAGAGGGUACGGGUGUUGCAAACUUCAUUAGCAUAGGGGUCGAAUGAUCGGCUUAUUCCAAACUGUAACUGUUCUGUUUCUUGGAAUGUGGAUGUGUCUUCUCUUAAUUUGCUUAUCUGUCUGCUGAAGAACCGAAACUUAGGGCAAAGUCCAAAUGUAAUGAAUUAAUUGGUCCCUCGGGCUGAAUGGGGGACGCCCAGCUGUGUAACAAUGCCAAGGUAUAAAACCCCAAGGCACUGGGUAUUUGGCGCGUCUUUCCUGGUAGGCCACGAGGCACAGGAAAGAGCCACCAGCACUGGUUUUGGUUCAAUAAAUGGUGACUAUUGCUUCCUUCAAUCAUCCUUGUCUGUCUGGUUUGUGGUAACUGGGGUCUCCCAGGUAACAACAACCCUGCGAAGUAGGAUUGUAAGAAACAUAGAAGUCUCUCUCAGUAUCUGGUUAGUAACCAGUGGUUAGCAAGCCAGCGGCAUCCCAACUAAUUUUAAGUGUCUCCCUGCUGUCUUUGCAAAAUUAGCCAGCUGGUGUAGAUGAAGAUGCAUCCUUCCCAAUGCAUUAUGAAGCGAGUCAGUUCCAAAAGCAGGGAGUCUAAACUACCCCCUUUCGGACUUGAUUCAGAGUGAGGAAGCAAGCAAAAACAAGUGAAUAAAAACCACUUAAAACACAACAUUAUGUAUCCUGCUUUUUAACAUAAGUGUGCCUUGGGGUGGGGGAAAGAAAAAUCUAGACAGACCCUUGUAUAAAACAAUGGGCUUUCUUUAUCUUCUCUUCCGUUAUGAUUUGACAAUUUGGCACUUGUGUGUGUGUGCGUGUGUGCAUGUGGUGGUCCAUAUGGUACUGGAUGGGCUUCAAGUUCUCCUGCAGCUGCAAGCUAGAGUCUUAAGGCUUCUGCAUGGCAGCCCUCUGUUCCCGCCUGCUCCUCACAGCCAUUCUGUUCCCCACUGGCAAUCCGAUGAUCGGCAAUGAUAAUUGGAUCAUGGGGAAGAAUGCCUCCCUUUGUUCACCAAAAUCCCAGCUCCUCACACUUGAAACCCAUCCUUUGUGCCUUCUUCAUCUCCCUUCCUUCCUUCCAACUGUCUUCAACUGCUCUUAGCCCAACAUUCUACACUCGGCACCCAGGGCUUUCCUUCUGGCAGGCUCCUUUGAGUCGGCGUGUAUUUGCUUAGCAACGAGGAGAAACCAACAGCAAGAUGACGGAAACAGAAGAGGAGAAAGAAAAGAAGGAAAAGCUGUCAGGAAGGCAACAAGUACUUCUCCCUGGGUGAAUGGGAAAAAGCGAUCACCUGCUAUACCAAAGCUCUGAACCUGGAUCCUAGCAAGGUGGAGUUGUAUUCACAGAAGGCUGAAGCAUUCGUCAACCUCUGUGACUUCCAGUCUGCUCUGCUGUACCACCGGAAGGCUUUCUACAUGUCGUCAAAGCACCAGCACCUGAUGCGACUCGCCUGUGUCUUACACCUGCAGGGCCAGUGUUUGUAUGAGCAGAAUGUCUACCUGGACGCUCUGGAAUCAUUCACCCGUGCUUCAGAACUGCAGCCCAGCAAUACGCUCUAUCGCAUGAGGAGCAUCGCCUGCCUGGCUGCCCUGAAGAGAUACAAUGAUUGUCUUCAGAUGGUCAGUGAAGAGGUUUCUCGCGAGAAGACGAACCCAGAUCUCUUUGUCCUGAGGGCUCGGCUCUAUGAAUACUUUGGAAAGGCUAUAUUCACUUUUUACAACCUCCAGGAGGCUCUGGCGUUGGAUCCUGGGCACAGUGAGGCUCGGAUUAUGAUGGAGAGGUUGAAGAAGGAAGCUCAGAAGAACAAGGACCGUGCCGUGAGUAAGGCGGUGAAGGGGAACCUGAAGGGAGCCUUGCUGAAGAUCAACCGUGCGAUCGAGUACAGCCCCGAGAAUGCCGACUACUUCCUCUUCCGAGGGAACCUCCUGAGGAGGCUGAAGGACUUCAACGCUGCCAUCGACGAUUACCUGGGCGCGGUGGAGCUCUGCAAGGAGGAGGAAGGCGAGGCGCUGCGCCUGGAAGCUCAGAAGCAGGUGCUGCUGACGUACAAUGACUUUGCCGUGCACUGCUACUCCAAGGGCUUCUACGAGGAGGCCGUGCUGCUCCUGAACAAGGCCAUCAAGGGGGAGAAGAAUGAGAAGGGGCUCUACAUCAACCGAGGAGACUGCUUCCAAAAGCUGGGCCAGAUUGACUUUGCCAUGGCGGAUUACCUUCAAGCCCUGGACUUGAAGCCCUCGGACCUUGGCCUCCAGAAGCGCAUUGCCUGCCUGUACAAUGAGAUGGGUCUGCAGGACUUUGGGAGGAGGCGAUACGUGCAAGCAGAAUCGUAUUUCUCCCAGGCUAUCGAGCAUAACCCCCGUGAGCUCACGUACUACCUGCACCGGGCCAAAAGCCGCAUGUUUCUGCAGGAGGUGAUGAAGGCCAAGGAAGACGUUGUGACGGCCGUGCUGCUGGACUCCAAAAGGGAGGAGGUCCACACUCUGGCAAACAACCUCUUCCCAGGGGAGUCCCUUCACCUUAUCCUCAACAGUAAAAUCGGAGAGCUUGCCAAAGCCCUUCUGGAUCGAAGACUAGAAGCCUUCUUGCCCUACAAAGCUUUGGCUAACCAGGAAAGGCUAGAGGUGCCCGUAGUUGAUCAGCCAAAGGAUGUCUACGUUCAAAACGAAGAGCCAGAGAAGCCCGAGGGAGAGAAGCAGAUUUCUGAAGAGAAGAGACUGCAGGAGAGGCUAGCUGUCUGCAAGAAGAAGUCAAUCAAAGUAAACGAAGAGCUGAAGGAAGCCCGCGAGAAGAAGGCGUCUCUGGAACACAGUACUGUCCAGCUGCAGGCGCGCUCUCAAUUGUCGGUGAAAGAGCACACAGAAGAACCCUACCACUGGAAGACGUUCACCCAAGGCAUCGGUCACUUUUAGUUAAAACUCUUUGAACCCUAUACUGGAAGUCAGAUGGGCCUACAUGCACAUUGAUCCAUAUGCCUGUCUUAUAACAUUAACACAUUUUAAAAAGUCCCCUGUAGAGUACCGAAAUCGGAUACAAAGGUGAGUUUUGGGUGGUAAUUUUGGUUCAGGGGUGUGUGUGUGGGGAGGGAGGACACCCCUCUUCUAACUUCUACUGUUUCCAUACCCCCUGAAAUCUCACUAAGUUGGCACAAUGCAUGCAUUUCAAUUUUUAUUCUAAAUAAAACAGAUUGAGUACAGAAAAUAUUUUUAUUUCCCAGAGGUUUUUUUAAAACCGGAUUCCCCGCUAUAAGGCUAUAUGGGAAGUUUCUGCUUUCCUCGAGGUCCUCUUGUCCAGUGGAAGUAUUGUCAGAAGAAUAAUCUGUUCUGCCACUCUCCCUUGGAGCCUGUAUAUUUGGAGAAAGCUGGAAAAGGAUUGUGGACAGCAUACAUGCUGGGGCUUAUUUUUGCAUAACUCACAACACAUCGGCAUUGAGGUCUAGGCACACAAAAGUAGCAGCUUCAGAUCACUUAUUAGCCUCUGCCCAAUACAGCACUGGAAUAUUUCAUAGGGAUGUGCAUGGAAUCCAAUCAAAUUCAAUUCAAAUUUGGCUGGAUUUGAAUCAAUUUGAUUUGGAACCACUGAAUAGAAUGGAGAUUCGUUUGAAUCAAUCUGAAUCCAGCUGAAUUCGAAUAGAUUUGAACGAAUCCCCACACUAUGCAGUGGUUCCAAGUCGAAUCUAUUCGAUUCAAAUCGAAUUUGGUAGAAUUUCGUGCACAUCUCUAUUACUUCAGCCCCUCUGUUAGCUUGUAGACUUCUAAGGCACUUUAUGGUGGCAAAUCUGAAAAGCAGACUCUGUUCUUUCUUGCACAGGAAAGGGGACAUACAAGGUCCCAUUGAUUUCUCACAGGGCAGUUCAGACAAUCGACGAGAGGGCAGGAGAAUCCGGAGCCAGGCGCCCUCCUGAUUUAUUUUGAUCACGUGUUCUAUAAAAACAAGGCUGGAAACGAGCUUGAUUGUCAGGUAAGCCCCAGCUGGCUAGAAUGAGUGCCUGCACCCAGAUUCUGUCCCAAGCUUUUGAACGAGGUAGGCAGGAAAAUUGUCGUAACCUGAUGGGGCUUGACUGAUGAUCAAGCUCCCUGCCUCUGACUUUGUUUUUAUCUAACACGUUUUGAAAAUUGGGAGUGUACCCAGCCCCGAAUUAGGGUAGGAGGCUCAUCCUACCAUAAUGUCGACUGUGUGAACUGCCCUAGGUUUUUACAAGAAACCCUAUAAAUACAAUCUUAAACCCCGAGGAGGUAAGAGAUUUAUUUUCGGCUAUCUAUACAAAGACUGGUCUUCUUUAAUUACACUAGUUGAUUUAUAUUGCCCUUGACAUUUUUACUAAUAGCACCUCAUCACAAUACGGAAAACAAACCCUUGUAAGUUUGCCACACAGAGCUUAACCCAUAUACUUCAAGACUUCUGAGUUUCAUCCCUAGGAGGAUGGCAGCUUCCAGCUCAUUCAUAUUGUCACAGUGUGUUUCAAAAUGCGAUUGAAUAAAGUCGAGGUAAGAUUUUAGGGCCCCAGGAAAAACCCAUUCAAGUGUGCUGUAUUAAGAAAUCCAAAUGUGAUAGCUGCCAGUUCUUUAAAAAAGUCUGUAUAACUGUGUUAUUAAAAAAACCAGCCAAGUUUUCCUCCCAA